GCACGCGUCAAAAGUCUAACAAAAGUCUACUUAAACCAAAGGGAUGGUGCCCAACCUGGAAAGUCCUCUGUAUAUAUUUUCUUAACUGCUUAUGGAUGUUCUCUGUCACCUGCGGAUUCUUUUUAUAGAACGGAUUGAACGUGUGGACAAAUAUGUGAAAACUGACGACACAUUCAGACAGAUAUAACGUUCGCUAGUUUCCCAAGGGUGCAACAUUUUUUCAGCUCAACGUGAUGUAUGGCCAAAUGUAUUAUUCAUAAAAUAUGUACCUGGCAUCGGAUAUAAACUUCUCUCUGCUCUUCUCCGUGACUUUGCUGAACAACAGUUGCCUGUUCCUCUGGGGUUCGGGUCCGUCUGACCGAGUACCCGCUAGAAACCACCGUCUACGGAACGACAACAGGUACAAAAAAAGUUUUUGCUUUUCUGUCAGUGUCCGCAUGCGCAGUUAAGUGUCAUAUGUCGCGCUCAUUCACGUUGAGCAAUCUUUGGUUGAGCUCUUGCUGCUUCAGCUGUCACCACUGAGGUAUAAUAAGAACGGCUGUCACUGUGCUCAACCCCCUUUCUUUCUCUUCUCAUGCUGAGGGAACAUGGGGUUGAUCACCGGAGUUAUUGCUUUCUUUUACCACUUACCUCAAAUAUACAAAUGGCUAUUCAAGCCUUAUUACAUCUUGUCUAUAUUGAUGUCCGCCGCAUUCCUCAUACUUCGCAAGUGUCCGGGACUUUGCGAAAACCUCAACACAGAACGGGAGGACGGGAACCCAUGCGACUUUGACUGGAGAGAAGUGGAGAUUCUUAUGUUUCUCAGUGCGAUUGUCAUGAUGAAGAACAGAAGAGCCAUCACAUUAGAGCAGCAUGCAGGGAACCUGUUUAUGUUCAGUAAGGUGGCCAACGUCAUCCUCUUCUUCAGGCUGGACAUCAGACUGGGCAUCUUCUACUUCGCUCUGUGUAUUGCAUUCGUCAUGACCUGUAAACCGCCACUCUACAUGGGCCCAGAGUACAUCAAGUACUUCAGUGAAAAGACCAUAGAUGAGGAGCUGAAUCAUGAUACUCGCGUGACGUGGAUCGUUGAGUUCUAUGCUAACUGGUCUCCCGAGUGCCAGUCCUUCGCCCCCGUCUUUGCCGACCUUUCCCUCAAGUAUAACUGUGCAGGACUGCGGUUUGGGAAGAUAGACGCUGGCCGGUACGGAGAGGUGGCUCAGAGGUACAAGGUUAGCACCUCCCCUCUGGCCAAGCAGCUCCCCACAUUGGUGCUUUUCCAGUCAGGGCGGGAGGUCAUGAGACGUCCAAUGGUGGACAAUAAGUGUCGAGCAGUGUCCUGGACUUUCAGCGAGGAGAACAUCAUCCGCGAGUUCAACCUGAACGAACUCUUCGAGGCAUCAAAGAAGAUAAAGGGUCGUGGCGAGAACAGCCCCUUACCACCAGAGGGCAGCGAAGAGCCUCAACCUGAACCGGACACCCCAGCAGAGAGCAAGAAAGACCAGUAGCAACUAAGGGAGAACAGGGACUAGAUUCCUCUACCAGUCGUGCACACAGUUCACUGCUAGUCAUAUAAUCUGCCCUUGUCUGUUAUAUCGCUGUUUUACUAUCAGACUACUAGUAUAAAUUAAUUCAAGACUUUGGGCAGAAUGAGCCAUCUAAAACGGAAACAUCUAACCGUCCUAAUUAUUGAUGCCUUAAGGUCCAAUGCAGCAGUUCAAUAGAUUAAGAUUAUUCUGCGUAACAAUGAAGUACCUAAAUUGUGAUCAAUUUAAAACAAAAUGGUUUAAAAAAAAAGAAACAAAUAGCAAAAUUCUUGCUUGAGAAAUUUCUAAGACUUUCUGGGAGUGGUUUGAGUGGGGAAGGGAAAACUAGUUAUUGGUACCCCACCCCACAUAGCCUGGUUCCUUUCUAGGUUUCUUCCUAGGUUUUGGCCUUUGUAGGGAGUUUUUCCUAGCCACCGUGCUUCUACACCUGCAUUGCUUGCUGUUU
Molecule: messenger RNA, 1968 nt
Organism: Oncorhynchus tshawytscha (Chinook salmon)
Lineage: Eukaryota; Metazoa; Chordata; Actinopteri; Salmoniformes; Salmonidae
Product: thioredoxin-related transmembrane protein 2-B
Exons: 9
Coding region: 588-1484 (298 amino acids)
Biological process (GO): brain development
Cellular component (GO): membrane-bounded organelle
Molecular function (GO): disulfide oxidoreductase activity
Source: RefSeq, a predicted model, not a curated record